This is a messenger RNA of Anopheles darlingi, 2758 nucleotides long. It is a transcript of the gene Exd2, whose product is annotated as exonuclease 3'-5' domain-containing protein 2. Gene Ontology annotation, biological process: nucleobase-containing compound metabolic process. NCBI's taxonomy places the organism in Eukaryota, Metazoa, Arthropoda, Insecta, Diptera, Culicidae. Gene Ontology annotation, cellular component: cytoplasm; nucleus. The record is from RefSeq and is a predicted model, not a curated record. The transcript has 6 exons. The coding region runs from base 206 to 2569 and encodes 787 amino acids. Gene Ontology annotation, molecular function: 3'-5' exonuclease activity; nucleic acid binding.
AACCCGGCUGGCCUUGUUAAACGUCAGUGGUCUGGUGGGUUUUGUGGAAAAUCUCGAGAAUAGUUUCGGAAAAAUUGAAUUUCGUUUCUUGCGCACUUUCCAUCGUCUGACCCGGGUCGAGAGCAACGAAACACGCAACACCUGAACGACCGUACAAUUUCGCAUUCAUGUUGCGGUCCACUGACGAUCCCGGCGUGUAGUAUAAAUGUUGACCGAGCGUGAAAAGACCGUCGUCUCUACAGCCGUCCUCGCAGCAGUAGGCGUCGGUAUCGGGAUCUUUGUCCUCACGCGCUAUCGCAACGGUAUCAUGAGUCGGCUUAAGGGGCUCAGCCAGCGGGACCCCCUCCGAGGGCAGCAGGUGCACAUCAUCAACACGGCCGACGAAUGUCGGCUGAUCGUUAGCAAACUGCACCGACACUGUCAGGAGUACAAAGUGCUGGGUUUCGAUUGCGAAUGGGUCAGCAACCAGGGACAGCGGCGACCAGUGGCUCUGCUGCAGCUAGCCUCGCACCGGGGCCUUUGCGCCUUGAUUCGGCUGUGCAUGAUCAACAAACUGCCCCAGGAACUUUACGACCUGCUGAACGAUGACAACAUCAUCAAAGUAGGCGUUUCACCGUACGAAGAUGCCCGGCUACUGCGCGAAGACUAUAAGCUGAAGGUGGAAAGUACGCUGGAUCUGCGAUUCAUGGCUGAACGGGCUGGUCUGGAACCGUUCGGUAUUGCACGGCUGGCUAACGAGGUACUUGGCCUGACGCUCGACAAACAUUGGAAAAUACGCUGCUCCGAUUGGGAAGCACCGGAUUUGUCCGAUCGGCAGAUCAAGUAUGCCGCCAGCGAUGCCCAUGUAGCCGUGGAAUUGUUCAAAAAGUUCGCUUACAAACUAGUCCCACAUUACCCAUGGACCAGUCGCAAGGUGGUGCUGGAUCAAGUGCUGGAGGAGAUGGACUGCUUCAUGGAUCAACCGUACAACAGUCGCAAAGCGAAAUCUGGCGGUGGAGGUAGCAAAGCAAAGAAAGCCUUUCUCGAGUCACAAAACCAACAGAAAACUUCCAAACGUUACCAUACGACGCGCCAAAAGCCACUGUACCACAACUGCCAUCUACAAGCACCGGAUGGAGAGCUUCUGUGCACGUGCGAUCGAGGCAAGGCACAAUGGUACGUUGAUCGUGAGCUGGGCGAUGUAGUGAGCUACGAUCCGUAUACGGUUCGAUUGCGCUUCGAACCGUCGGGCCGAGCGGUCGACGAGGCGGGCAAGUACUAUCAGCAAACGAAGGCCAACAUCUGCGUCGUUUGUGGAGCCAAAGAGUGCUUCAACAGGAAGAACAUUGUUCCACGGGAUUACCGUAAACAUUUUCCAGUGAUAAUGAAGGAGCACGUUUCGCAUGAUGUGCUGCUGUUGUGCGCCGAUUGUCAUCAGCGUAGCAACAUGACCGACGAGCGGUUGCGACAAGAGCUGGCCGAGCUGUGCGGUGCACCGCUUUCGGGCCAAAAGAAUGGUUCGAAGGAGAUACGGCUCGAGUCAAUGGCCGAGAUACGGAAGGCUGCCCGUGCGCUGCUGUACAGUGCCACUCAGAUGCCACCGGAACGACGAGCGUUUCUUGAGCAGAGGUUACUCGACUUGUUAAACUCGGUCAAUCAAACAGCGAUGGCCGAUGAAAACCGCUUUGUACAGGAUGAUAGGAAGAGGAUCACGGAGUUGACACCGGAAUUGCUUCAGGAGUACAGCGUCGUAGAUGUAUCGAUCCGUAACGAGCUGUACUGUGCGCAUGGGGAACGUGUUGUGGAACACUUCAAAGAACAAAGCCGAGGAGGCUUAAGCCAGCUGGAACGGAUGUGGAGGGAACAUUUUCUGAAAACUAUGCGUCCGAAGCAUCUCCCUGCACUGUGGUCUGUCGAUCAUAACUACAAAAGGUUGGAAGUUCGUGCUGGUGAAGGUCGAGUUGAUGUGGAGGAUCUUGCGAUUGCGGGAAUUAGCCUAACAUCAUCAGCCUCGACCUCAACACGAUCGACCCGAUCGACUAAUUCUACCCACAACUCGCAUACCAAUGGGGACCAGGGCGGCAGCGGCGGCGGCAGUAACCGUUCGUUUAGCGGCAUGGUCAGUGAUACUGCAGCAACAUCUACACGAUUCUACUCACAAUGGGAACCGCCAACGAGCUCCAGCAUGCCCAGCACGAAUGGCACAUUAACCGGUGUUACGCUGCAAUCCCAGACACAGUACAAAUCCUUCCAUCAGCGGCACGGCUGGUCGAAGGAAUCAGAACCAUCCUCCAACGGCGGCCAGUCUUCCGGUUCGGUGACGGUUUUCAAAACCGUUCAACAACAGUCGCCCUUGGAGACCGACGGCGGCACCUCGGCUGCAGGAUCCAGCUACGUGCAGCAAGACAGUGAGCUGGCGACAGAGCGAGACUUUGCUUCGCUGCAGCUCACCUAUGAUAGUGAUGAUUCGAAUUCGACGCUCUCGCAACCCUCCUCGACCUUACUGAACUCGAACGGAACGUUCCCGGAUGACGACGAGGAGGAUGACGCUCUAUUGGAUGGUAUUGGCAAUGGACCAGUGCCCGGAUAAGCGCGAUGUGCGCCAACACCACUUGACACAAAGUCGACAAACGAUCAAUAGCAGCAGCAGCAGUUAGAUCUAUGGUAGACAUCGCAUCGCCGUCAUUCAGUUCCCGUAGGACACCUACUAACUAUACGAUGCAAGUAAUGCAGGAUGUAACAAACGAAUCAACAAUAAAUUAUAAUCACUGUUGGAUCU